Molecule: messenger RNA, 2492 nt
Organism: Caenorhabditis elegans
Lineage: Eukaryota; Metazoa; Nematoda; Chromadorea; Rhabditida; Rhabditidae
Gene: cdc-5L
Product: Cell division cycle 5-like protein
Source: RefSeq, marked reviewed
UAAGCAAAACCAAACAUGGUGCGAGUUAUUAUCAAAGGAGGUGUGUGGAAGAAUACAGAGGAUGAAAUCCUCAAAGCAGCUAUUAUGAAAUACGGAAAAAAUCAAUGGAGUCGAAUUGCUUCACUGUUGCACAGAAAAUCAGCAAAACAAUGCAAGGCUCGUUGGUUCGAGUGGCUUGAUCCAGGAAUUAAAAAGACAGAAUGGUCACGUGAAGAAGAUGAAAAACUUCUUCAUCUCGCUAAGCUGAUGCCAACGCAAUGGAGAACAAUUGCACCAAUUGUCGGAAGAACAUCAGCGCAGUGCCUGGAACGAUAUGAGCAUUUGCUGGAUGAAGCUCAACGAAAAGCAGAAGGUCUUGAUGAAGAAGCUACUGAAACUAGAAAAUUAAAACCUGGAGAAAUCGAUCCAACACCUGAGACAAAACCAGCGAGACCUGAUCCAAUUGACAUGGAUGAUGAUGAAUUGGAAAUGCUCUCUGAGGCUCGUGCACGUUUGGCCAACACUCAAGGAAAAAAGGCGAAGAGAAAGGCUCGCGAGCGUCAGCUUUCUGAUGCACGUCGUCUGGCUUCGCUUCAAAAACGAAGGGAGAUGCGAGCAGCUGGCUUAGCUUUUGCCAGAAAGUUCAAGCCAAAGCGAAACCAAAUUGACUACAGUGAGGAGAUUCCAUUCGAAAAACAUGUUCCAGCUGGAUUCCAUAAUCCAUCUGAGGACAGAUAUGUCGUGGAAGAUGCAAACCAGAAAGCCAUCGAAGAUCAUCAAAAACCACGUGGCCGCGAAAUUGAAAUGGAAAUGCGACGAGAGGAUCGUGAAAAACUGAAAAAGCGUAAAGAACAAGGAGAAGCCGAUGCGGUAUUCAACAUCAAAGAGAAAAAACGUUCGAAGUUGGUCCUACCCGAACCACAGAUUUCUGAUCGUGAGCUUGAACAAAUCGUCAAGAUUGGUCAUGCAUCUGACAGUGUUCGGCAAUAUAUUGACGGAACAGCUACAAGUGGAUUGCUCACUGAUUACACUGAAUCAGCAAGAGCCAAUGCAGUUGCUGCAAGAACUAUGAGAACACCGAUGCUCAAGGAUACGGUUCAAUUAGAACUCGAAAACCUAAUGGCUCUACAGAAUACCGAAUCAGCAUUGAAAGGAGGGUUGAACACCCCACUUCACGAAUCAGAACUCGGAAAAGGCGUUCUACCAACUCCCAAAGUUGCGGCCACUCCAAACACAGUUCUCCAUGCAAUUGCAGCCACGCCAGGAACUCAAUCACAGUUUCCCGGAUCCACACCAGGUGGUUUCGCUACUCCAGCUGGAAGCGUUGCUGCAACUCCGUUCAGAGAUCAAAUGCGUAUUAACGAGGAGAUUGCUGGAUCAGCUUUAGAACAAAAAGCUAGUCUGAAGCGUGCUUUGGCCAGUCUGCCAACUCCAAAAAAUGAUUUUGAAGUCGUUGGACCUGAUGAUGAUGAAGUUGAAGGAGCUGUUGAAGAUGAGAGUAACCAAGAUGAAGAUGGAUGGAUUGAAGAUGCAUCUGAAAGAGCUGAAAAUAAAGCAAAGAGAAAUGCGGAGAAUCGUGUCAGAAAUAUGAAAAUGCGAUCACAAGUCAUUCAAAGAUCACUUCCAAAACCAACAAAAGUUAACGAACAAGCUACACGGGCAACCAACUCGUCAGCAGAUGACAUGGUCAAAGCCGAAAUGAGCAAACUUCUUGCUUGGGACGUAGACAACAAGCCACCAUCAGUAAUCUACUCCCGUGAAGAGCUUGAUGCGGCUGCUGAUUUAAUCAAACAAGAAGCUGAAUCAGGACCAGAAUUGAACAGUCUAAUGUGGAAAGUUGUCGAACAAUGUACUUCGGAAAUUAUUCUGAGUAAAGAUAAGUUCACACGUAUUGCUAUCCUACCACGAGAAGAACAGAUGAAAGCUUUGAAUGAUGAAUUCCAAAUGUACAGAGGAUGGAUGAAUCAACGGGCGAAACGAGCUGCAAAAGUUGAGAAAAAGCUGAGAGUCAAGUUGGGCGGUUAUCAGGCUAUUCAUGACAAGCUGUGUAAAAAGUAUCAGGAAGUCACCACCGAGAUUGAGAUGGCUAAUAUUGAAAAGAAAACUUUUGAACGUCUCGGAGAGCAUGAGUUGAAGGCAAUCAACAAACGCGUCGGGCGUCUUCAACAAGAAGUCACAACACAAGAAACUCGGGAGAAGGAUCUUCAAAAGAUGUAUUCAAAGUUGUCGAAUAAGCAAUGGAAACUGUCUCAAAUUGAAAUCCACGAUGCAGCUUCAACCACAUCAGCACCGAUUACAUACUAAUUCAAUUUUGGCGCCCUCAGCUUUUUUGUUCCUUUUAACAUUUUACCUAUAUAUCGUUUUAUUUAUCUCUUCCUCUGUUUUUUUUCGCUUCUUUCGGAUCACACUCUUCCUUUCUUCCGUAAUCUCCUAUUGUGUUUUUGAACUGUUUCUCUCUUUCUGUGUUUUAGCGGCUUCGAUCAUCCGUUUGUGGAACAAAUGAAUCGUCAUUU